Molecule: messenger RNA, 2650 nt
Organism: Sipha flava (yellow sugarcane aphid)
Lineage: Eukaryota; Metazoa; Arthropoda; Insecta; Hemiptera; Aphididae
Product: cilia- and flagella-associated protein 58-like
Cellular component (GO): cytoskeleton
Source: RefSeq, a predicted model, not a curated record
ACUUUAAAAUGUCUCGGUAUAAGAAGUCCUUAUACCGAUAUCGCGAUUCAUUCGUGAAAUGGAAAUCGACAUCAAGAAACCCGAAGUCGAGUACAAGCACGCUCUUGAGUUUGCUACGGAACCGCCGCUCACAGAUGCGCUCGCUCAUCUGUGGGCGGCUGUUCGGAAACUCGGAGAAGGGACCAUAAAAUGCAUCGAAGAUAAGAACUCGCUCUUACGAGUCAUGGACAACUAUCGACAAUUGAUGCCAGAAAUAAAACAAUCCAUAGUGUUGGAACAGAAAUCAAUGGAUAAUCUUAAAGAGGAAUUAAACUCUGCACACUGUAUGCUGGAUGCUUCCAAUCUACGGGAACAAAUCAUCCAAGAGUCAAAUGAUAAUUUACUUGCACAGAUAAAGACUUUAAAAAAUGAAUUGGACGUAAAAAACAAACAAAUGGAAGAAGAAAGCUUGUUUUCUUCAAUGGGCCAAGGUGAUACGAGUCAAUUAGAGCUAACAAGAACAAAGCGAGAACUGACUAGAAUAGACGCUGAAAACAAGCGUCUUGAUAAUCUCUGUGAAUCGUUAAAAAAAGAACUGGAUGCCGCCGAGUAUAAUGUCAGAAAUCUUGAAGCUGAUUUAGCCGCUCAAAGUAAUAACCUUGUAAAAGAAAUAAAGACCAAGGAAAAAUUGGAGGAUCGUAUAAAAGGUGAUCACGAUCAAAUGGAAAAAAUCAAAAUCGAAUUAGGCAUAGUUAAGAACAAUUUCAAAAAAUCCGAAACAAAUAUGGAAAAACUCAAUGAAACAUUAAAAGACUUAAAAAUAGUGAACAAUAAUUUGAGUACGAAAAAUACGUCUUACGACAAACAGAUAAAAAAACUUAAUAGAGAAUUAAGAAUUAAAACUGAACUAAGAGCCGACAACAUGAAAGAAAUAAAUAGACUUCAAGAUAAAAUAUCUUUUCAAGAAAGUGAGCUACUAAGGGUUCAGUCUGAACUCACACGUUUAAUUGCAACCCACGAAACAUCGGUAAGAAAGCGACAAGAAACUAUGGAGGAGAUGGAAAAAAUUAUGGGAAUAAAAAAAGAUGCCGAAAAUCAUAUAGCUAUUUUGAAACGAAAUUUAAAUGUGCUACAAGUAGACAAUGAUAAACUUAAAAGUGCGUUAGAGCUAUCAGAAAGGGAAAAGAAGUUACUUGAAAAAAACCUAAUUAAAAUCAAUGAACAAAUAAUCUCAUACACUGAAAAAAUGAAUAUCAAAGAGUCAGCGUUCCGAGUUUUGGAAACUGAAUUUAGCGAUGCACAAAAGUAUAUCGAUAAAUUAGAUCAAGAGAAAACUAUGUUUAAAAAAAAUACAGAAAAGUUACACCAUGAAAUAGUUACUCUACGACACAAAGUGCACGAAGACUCAGUCAAUGUGAACCGCAAAGAUUUAGAAAUAGAAAAAUUAAAAAAAGAAGUUAAUCAUUGGAGUGACAAGAUAAAAGAACAAGAUCAUGAUUUACAUAUAGUAAAAUCGGAAAAAAUUCUAUUUUCAAAAAAUCUGUCGGAAGUUAAAGAUGAAAAAGACGAAAUGAAAGAUAAAAUAAAAAUGAUCUCACAACAACUUGAACAGCAGAAAGAAUAUGUGGCAUACAAAGAAGUGCAGUUGACGAAAAAAGACACAGCAUUAAAGCAAACCGAAAAAGAACUACAAAGAUGUCAACAGGAAAUCGAUGAAUUCGAGACCAAAGUUGAAGAAAUGUCAAAUUUAUUAAAGAAAAAAAAUGAAGAUGAAAAGUCGAUAACCACAACAUUAAAAACAUUGAAAAAAAAAAUUGAGAUACUUCAGAAACAGAAUGAUGAAGCCAACAAAGACAAAAACAAACUCGUAAAUCAAAUGAAUUUACGCAACGAAGAGUUAUUAAAACAGAAAGAUGUUAAUGACAUAUUAAGGACGACUUUGAGCAAGGGAGAAGCAGAGUACAACAAAAGGAUCGAGGACAUUAGAUUGCUGAAAUUGGAAGUAAAGCGUCUGAGCAUGCAAAAGGGUUUGCUGACGAAAAACCUGUCGGAAGUAAACGAUAUAAGAGGUGAAGUACUCAAAUAUGAACACAAAUUAAAUCGGGAACGUUUGAAGUGUCGAGCUCUGGAAGAUAUCCUACUAAAACCCACAAACGUACACCGCUGGAGACUUUUAAAAAACACUGAUCCACCGGCUUAUGAGAUGACUGUCAAAGUGAAAAUCCUUCAAAAACGUUUACUCGAACAAUGUACCAGAUUAUUUGACAAGGAUUUACAAGUUCAAGAGAUGCAAAAUAGGUACGAAAAACUGAAAGACGAAUUUGUUAAGCUACCGGGCAAAGAUAUCUUUAAGGAGAUGAACAAUAUCAAAAGGACUCUAAUGAAAAAAGAAGACAAGAUGAGGAGUUUAUCUGGAGAGUUAAUUAUCUGUCGUCAAACCGCUAAAAAGUACAUGUUUGACUUGGAGAGAGCAAAAAAAGACUUAAAUGAUUUCAAAAACAAAUACUACGAAUUGUUUUUUUUUUUUUUUUUUUUUGUAUUUCUCUAUAAAAAUUUACUGUCAAAUAGUUUAUAAAUGAGCUGGACGUGUUUGUAAUAAAAAUAUCUGUACAAAUCAAACAUUAUAAUAUUAUAACAGUAAAAUACUUUUGAGAUGGUUUAGUUAUAGCCA